UCUGAAUCCAGGUCUUUUAUUGGAGGAAAAAAGUUCACAACGUCACUCAAAUCCCAGGACUUGCCAGAUGGUCAGGUUUUUGUGGAGUCUCCUGAACGCUCGGGGUCAGGUGGGAAGGAUUCGGGCGCGGCGCCCGCGGACGUGAAGCCGGAACUCCGGUCCUCCGCCCAUUGGUUGGCAUUUCGACCCCUGCUGGGGACUCUUUGCUGCCCGCGUGGCCGCGCCCUCCCGGAACUGGCAGGCGCCGCGGCGGUUCGAGCCAUGGAGGUCCUUCCCGCGGUCAGGACGUGGGACCCGCAGCAAUCCGAGGAGGCGACGGGGCACCCGGCGGACGAGGGCGACCCGGAGCCGCAGCCGGACGGCCGCGUGAGCCGCACCGCGUCCCUAGUGAGCGGGUUGCUCACCGAGCUCUACAGCUGCACCGAGGAGGAGGAGGUGGCAGCCGGCGGGGACCGUGCGUCCCAGGGCCGCCUCCCGCGCAGGGACAGCCUGGACAGCUCCACCGAGACCUCGGGUUCCGACGCAUUCCUGGGCGGCCGCGGCGCUGGCGACUCCCGAGUGCUGCAGGAGCUGCGGGAGCGACCAAGCCUGCGGCUCCAGAUGCAGUACCUGCAGCGGAAAGACUCCAGUGAGCUGAAGACGGUUCUUCGAGAGCUAAAGUACAGGAUUGGCAUCCAGUCUGCAAAGUUACUCCGGCAGCUGAAGCAGAAAGACAGGCUUCUGCAUAAAGUUCAGAAGAACUGCGACAUUGUGACAGCGUGCCUGCAGGCUGUGUCACAGAAGAGAAGAGUUGAUACAAAAUUGAAGUUCACACUUGAGCCUUCUUUGGGUCAAAAUGGUUUUCAGCAGUGGUAUGACGCUCUCAAGGCUGUGGCCAGACUGUCAACGGGGAUCCCCAAGGAAUGGAGGCGAAAGGUUUGGUUGACCUUGGCGGAUCAUUAUCUGCACAGUAUAGCCAUCGACUGGGACAAAACCAUGCGCUUCACUUUCAACGAGAGAAGCAACCCUGAUGACGACUCCAUGGGAAUUCAGAUCGUCAAGGAUCUGCAUCGCACGGGCUGUAGUUCCUACUGUGGCCAGGAGGCGGAGCAAGACAGGGUGGUACUAAAGCGGGUGCUAUUGGCUUACGCCCGGUGGAACAAAAACGUCGGGUACUGCCAAGGCUUCAACAUCCUGGCUGCCCUCAUUCUAGAAGUGAUGGAGGGCAACGAGGGGGACGCGCUGAAGAUUAUGAUUUACCUGAUUGAUAAGGUACUCCCUGAAAGCUACUUUGUCAAUAAUCUCCGGGCACUGUCUGUGGAUAUGGCUGUCUUCAGAGAUCUCUUGAGACUGAAGCUCCCUGAGCUGUCUCAGCACCUCGACACUCUUCAGAGAACGGCGAACAAAGAGAGCGGAGGCGGAUACGAGCCCCCGCUCACCAACGUCUUCACGAUGCAGUGGUUCCUCACGCUCUUUGCCACGUGCCUCCCGAACCACACGGUUCUGAAGAUCUGGGACUCCGUGUUCUUCGAAGGUUCAGAGAUCAUCCUGAGGGUGUCGCUGGCUAUCUGGGCAAAACUGGGAGAGCAGAUAGAAUGUUGUGAGACAGCAGAUGAAUUCUACGGCACCAUGGGGCGCCUCACCCAGGAGAUGCUGGAGCAUGAUCUGCUGCAGAGCCAUGAACUCAUGCAGACGGUUUAUUCGAUGGCCCCGUUCCCGUUCCCGCAGUUGGCAGAGUUGAGGGAAAAGUACACCUACAACAUCACACCAUUUCCAGCCACAAUGAAGCCCACUUCAGUUUCUGGGCGACACAGUAAGGCCAGAGAUAGUGACGAUGAGAACGGCCCAGAUGAUGAGGAUGCUGUCGCGAGUGCCAUGGGGUGCCUUGGACCGCUCAGUGGGCUCCUGGCACCUGAACUGCAGAAGUACCAAAAGCAGAUUAAAGAAGCAACUGAGGAACAGACCCCGAGAUCAAACAACAUCGCAGAGCUGAGCCCGGGAGCGAUCAAUUCUUGUCGGAGUGAGUACCACGCAGCGUUUAACAGUAUGAUGAUGGAGCGGAUGACCACGGACAUCAACGCCCUGAAGCGACAGUACUCCCGAAUUAGGAAGAAGCAGCAGCAGCAGCUCCAUCAGGUGUACAUAAGGGCAGACAAAGGGCCAGUGACCAGUAUCCUCCCAUCGCAGGCAAAUAGUUCUCCAGUGAUCAACCAUCUUCUUCUAGGGAGAAAGAUGAAAAUUACAAACAGAGCAGCCAAGAAUGCAGUGAUCCACGUGCCAGGCCAUCCAGGAGGGAAAAUAUCUCCGGUCCCCUAUGAAGACAUUAAGACAAAGCUCAACUCUCCAUGGCGGACUCACAUCCGAGUCCACAAAAAGAACAUGCCAAGGGCCAAGAGUCACCUGGGCUGCGGAGACACCAUAGGGCUGAUAGAAGAACAGAGUGAAGGCUGUAAGGCCAGUGGCCUGGGGGCAGCCGAGGAGUUUCCCUCCAGUUGUGCAGUAACAGCUCACAGUGAAGGCAGCAGCGGUGAUGGUGACGGGGGCGGUGGCACUCCGAGGACAAUCGAAGGGCAGUCUCCGGAGCCAGUAUUUGGGGAUGCUGACGUUGAUGUGGCUGCAGUUCAGGUGAAAUUAGAAGCCUUGGAACUGAACCAAAGGGAUGCCACGGUAGAAACUGAGCCCAAGGUGCACUUCCCUUGCCAGCGGCAUACUUCAGAGUUAGCCGAUGCCCCUGGAGAAAACCAGACUGCCAACAAACCUCUCGCAGGAACCAACUCUAAAACCCCCAUCUUCAGUCCCUUUCCUAGUGUCAAGCCACUGCGAAAGUCAGCCACGGCCAGGAAUUUGGGGUUAUAUGGCCCCACAGAAAGAACCCCAAACAUGCACUUCCCUCAGAUGAGCAGGGGCUUCAGCAAGUCGGGCAUUGGGAACAGCAGCACCAAGAAGCGAUGACACCUCGAAGUGGCUCAGUGUCUAGACUCACAUGGCAGGGCAGCCAAAGCACUCUAGCUACACCCUUCCUGUUUCAUUUGUCCAGUAAGAAUGAACUGAGAGGUUCAGAGCUGAGCACCAUCAGCCCCAUCCAAAUGGGAAUCGGGAAUCGGAAGUUCCAUGGUGGGAACCAGAUGGGACCUUUGCCCAUCUGCUGGGUAAAGUGGAUUCUUGUGACUCAAUAAAUCUUGUGCUUCUCAAGUAUGGAGUUUCCCCAAUCUUCCUUAUGAGCUCUUUAGGAAAGACCAUCUGUAGACUGUUAAGCCCUCUUCUGGCCUUCUCAGGGCCUUUUUGGAUCCCUGAAACAACACAUUCCCUGACCUUUCUGUCCUCUGGAGGUCACUAAUACUCAAGCAUGAAGGAACACCAGCUUGCUAGAACUAAAACCGUAGAAAUUAAGUUUUUUAGUUGCAAAAAACUUCCUGAUGUUCCUCUUUCUGCUCUGUUGGGGAGGGGAGGGAGUUUGUGUGUGUAUGAGCAAGAGUGUCUGUGUGUGCUUGGGUGAGCAUGUGUGUGUAUGUGUAUGUAUAUGUGUGAGUGAGUGCACCUACACGUGGGUAUACUUUAAUACCUGUCUUCAGAUUCUUUUUUAUUUAUAUGCUAAAGCAUAGCAAAAAUGUCAAGAUAGUCGCUCUUUAACUUUCUAUUUCUACCUGAAAAAGAAAACCUUUAAAUAAGUUGAAAUUGAAGUUAAUAACCAAAUUGAAGACCAUAUGCAGAGACAUAUGUGGGCUAUGCAUAAGCAACUGCUCUGAAAGGUUUGCUGAUUUCCACCUUUCUGGAGGCUCAUUUUUUUUUCUCACAAGGACUCGAUGGGACUCCAGCAUCCUCUGAACGUGGUUCUGAUAGCUACCAGCUCUCUCUCCACUGCAGAUGCACAGCUCAAAACCAGAAUACCGCGCCAUGACUGUUACUUGAAUUUUGUGGUUUCGGGUUGCAGUACUUUGUUACUUAAACACUGCCUUUCUCUGGAGAAGGCCCUCUCCCCCCAACGGUCGUUCUGCUGUUCCGUUCCUGCCCUGGUCCCAGCAGAUCAGAGCGCAUCUCUUGUCUCUUCUAUGCAGUUGGGAACUCUGAGCCACACAGGCUAAGUGGCACUUCAGUAACUCAAGGUAAAUAAUCCAGUGUUUCACAGGAGCUAUAUUUCUUCUAGUACGAUAAGCUGGUUUAUUGCUCUUCGUCCAUGUGCACUGACUGACUACAGAGAUUGUGUGAGCCAAGACUAGGAAGCCAUUUAAUACACAGCCUCCUGAUUCAAAGGCUCACUCUCUAGCUGGUAUAGAGUCCCGGAAUGGUGUUCACAGAAUGAGUUGUGAAACUGCCUCACCAUGAAAAUUUAGUUCCUUUUCAACAUGCUUCAUGUGUCUAUCCUUUGGAUAAAUGAAGGGCUCUCCACUCCGUCUCCACCAUCAUUAGCAGAAUACAGUGGCAUCUUUACCUUCGUUCCCCAGAGCCUUUGGCAGUCCUCGAAGGAACUCUGUUGAAGCCGUCAGUGUUGGUUGGAGAGAGAGCUGCUUUGCUAUUUCUGAAACCAGAGCUGGUUUCAGAAGGUUUUUACAAUGAGAAGUACUCAUUUUUAAAAAUUAGAUAGAGUGGAGUUGUGUGGGCUCUUUUGAAUGAAAAACCACUACAGGAAUGACACAUUUAAUCCCCCACAUGGUAUUUUUACCCCAAAGGACUGGAAGAUGUAAUAGCUAAUAAGUUGUUACAGUUUGGACCUGGAGUUCUGUCUGAAGUUAGCAGGCCACUUCCUCUGCCUGUAGGGAAGGCUGUGGGGGGUUGCGUGGCCUUACUUUGCAUGCCACCCCCAGAUGAUUCGACCCACUGUUUCCCAAAGUUAAGCACAAAAAAAGAAUUUCUUUUAUCUACUAAACUUCAUUCACAAUGACCACCUCAUUAUCAUUUUUUCUCUUGAUCAUUUCAAUUAAGCAUCUCUCCCUUACACACACACACACACACACACACACACACACACACACACACACUGACUUGAAUAGAACAUGGCUCUCUCUUCACCAAGAUCCCUGGCUCCUGAGGGUCUUGGUGUUUGGAGGGAGGAGAUGGGUAAUUAGGUGGGGUUGUCUACCAACUGUUCUCUCAGGAUCUCUUCCCACUAUGUUUUGAGAAAGAGCCAGAUGAGACAGCACAGGGUACGGGCCGAGUAUUGGUUGAACGAAUAGCUGGAAGGAUAUUUUUGUGUGUGUGUGGUAAAAAUGACCAUUUCAAUUUAGGAAACCCAACAGAUUCCUGUUAAAGCUCUCUGUACUGAUAACGUGCAUGCAUUGUACCGGGUAAUCACAAUGUGAACUGAUGGAUUUCUGAGCCUUGCCACUUAGAGACCAAGGACUCUGUAAUAGCCUCCCCUCCCCCUCCCCAGCAUGUACAAAGGGGCGGUUAUGACUAGCCGUUUUCCCCACCUGUUGGACACCGUAUGCAAACACCAGAAGAACUUAAUAGCUGCAGUUUAUUUCCGAGUCUGCCUGUACCCUUUCAGCACUUUUCUGGAAGUCAACUGCACCUCAGUCCUCUCCAAAAAGAUCUAGAUCUAAACCUAGUUUGUAAUGUCGAUCUAUGGCUGUAACUGUUUGGAACAAUGUUCUCUCUCUCUUUUGUCUAGUUCUGAUCACAGAGAUAUAUGCAUAAAGAUUCUCACUGUUGUGUUGGCGGUGUCAUUUCCUGUCUGAGGGUGUGCAGGAAGCACAGCGUUCCUUCCUCCUCCUCAUUUCUCAGCGCUCUCUCCUGAUUCCCGCUUGACCACAGGACUGAGGGAAGCUCCUUUAGGUUCCAGAGCUGUUUAUUCCUGCUCUUACCACUGGGUGCACUUGCCCAGAAGGGGGCAGAAGAACAGGCUCCUGAAUAGAAGUGGGCAGGGAGGGAGAGAUCAUACAUAUGUGGUGUACAUAUAAGUUGACCGUUAGACCUACUCUUUUACUUUGUUUACUAAAAGAAAACAAUAAUAUAAA
Mus pahari (shrew mouse) is the source of this 5933-nucleotide messenger RNA. RefSeq names its product TBC1 domain family member 30 (gene Tbc1d30). NCBI's taxonomy places the organism in Eukaryota, Metazoa, Chordata, Mammalia, Rodentia, Muridae. The record is from RefSeq and is a predicted model, not a curated record. The transcript has 13 exons. The coding region runs from base 262 to 2931 and encodes 889 amino acids. Gene Ontology annotation, cellular component: endoplasmic reticulum.